AUGAACUCGUGGUGGUUCAAAGCACUAGAUUUCGAUCCUCGUUCCUGUAAUCUGUCUGGCCUCGCUGCUUCUGGGCCGUAUUAUCAAUUCCGUGACGAUUUUUGGAAAGUUCAGACUCAGACACGGUCCGUCAAGGAUAACGGAAGUACUUCAUCUGGUAUUGCUCUGGGAAAACUGAGCAAAAAUGGAAGGCGAUUUGUUUCCAACUUUGAAAAUGGUUCCUGGUAUGGGCUCGAGGAUGUGGAGGAAAAUAACGAAUUCACACUAGUCUCUUCAUUGCCAGCCAUACCUCAGCCACCGACACCGCAUGAGCCUAUGGAAUUCCUAUCGAGGUCUUGGAGUCUCUCCGCUUCUGAAAUCUCCAAGGCUCUCUCAGAAAAACAAAAUAAGAAACCAGACACAUUGCCACUAGCCAUUUCAGCACCUCAACUACCAGGGAAGGCUAUAAGUUCUAAUUCUCCUAAUUGUCGAAGAAUGAGCAGCAUUGGUAAAUGGUUCUACCAAAAGCAUAGUAAUAGUACUAAUAAUACUACGGCAACGAGAAAGAAAGACAGAGUACGUUUAGAGAAUGCUCGUGUACAUUCUGCUGUGUCCAUUGCUGCACUAGCUUCAGCCUUGGCUGCUGUGGCGGCAGCCGAGAGCUCCAAUGGCCCUCCUUCAAAAUUAAACCUUGCUCUGGCUUCAGCCACUGAACUCUUAGCAUCACACUGCAUUGAAAUGGCUGAAUUAGCCGGAGCUGAUCAUGAGAAGGUGGCUUCUACGGUGAGGUCUGCGGUUGAUAUUCGAACCUCUGGUGAUCUGAUGACUCUAAGCGCUGCAGCCGCAACAGCUUUGCGGGGAGAAGCGGCUCUGAAAGCAAGAUUGCCCAAGGAGGCAAAGAAGAAUGCUUCCAUUAGUCCCUAUGAUAGGGGAAUAGCUGAAACGAUCUUGCUUUCUGUUUUUGACACUCCAACGUGGGAACGUCCUCCUCCAUGUGUGGGAGAUUUAUUGCUGCUUUCUCAAAAAGGUGUUUUACAAUGGAAGCAUGUUACUGUCUACAUCAACAAGAAAUGUCAGGUCAAGAUUAAGCUCAAAAGCAAGCAUGUUGGAGGAGCCUUCUCCAAAAAGAAAAAAUGUGUGGUUUAUGGAAUUUGUGAUAAAGAUGCCGCGUGGCCGUAUCAAAAGGAAAGGGAAGCAUCGGAGGAGUUAUAUUUUGGCCUUAAAACAGGACAAGGUCUUCUAGAGUUCAAGUGCAAGAGUAAACUCCACAAGCAGCAAUGGGUUGAAGGAAUAGAGAGUCUGCUUCGUCAACCCAAUUCCAUUGAAGGAACGGAGCGUUCUCUGGAAAGUUUGAGCAUCAGUAACAGCAUAUAAUUUGUUCCGACGAAGUUUUCCCAAAGGCCUGUACUCACUAUACAUAUGUCAGUUCUACGAUAUGAUACAGCAAUAAAGCAAAUCCGACAUCCAAAUUUCAUCUUCAGGACAUUAUCAUCCAAUUGUUGAAUGGAGUAUGUGUAAAUAAGAUAGAAAGAUCUGAGAUCAUGCAAUUUUCUGACGCAUUUUAGCACUCUAUUCUAGAUCAUAGCAGAGUUCAGAAGAUUUCCUUUCGAAACGGUUUGAUCAAGCAUCAGGUAAAACACAAAUGCAAGAUAGAAACGAAGAUGUAAGAAUAAAAGCAGAAGUAAAAGGCAUGAAACAGUGCGAGUUUGGAAUUGUCCGUUGUAUUUAAACAUAGAAAUAUUCUUAAGCUAUCUCACGUUUGUAAUUCUUGUUUCUUUUAUUUGUAAGAAAAAUAUGCUUUCUCA
Messenger RNA from Prosopis cineraria, 1784 nucleotides. RefSeq names its product VAN3-binding protein-like. NCBI's taxonomy places the organism in Eukaryota, Viridiplantae, Streptophyta, Magnoliopsida, Fabales, Fabaceae. The coding region runs from base 1 to 1353 and encodes 450 amino acids. Gene Ontology annotation, biological process: leaf vascular tissue pattern formation; auxin-activated signaling pathway; phloem or xylem histogenesis. The record is from RefSeq and is a predicted model, not a curated record. The transcript is spliced from 8 exons.